UCUUCUUGCGAGACUUGCAUAGUUUGACAAGUGCGGCAAGGUAAAAGUUUACGUUGGUUACAGGCGAAGGGUUUCUAAAAGCAGAUCGUUAUGCCGACUAUUUUGCGAGCCAAGUGUAUUGUUGUCGGGGAGUCUGGGGUUGGCAAGAGCAGCAUUUGCCAAGUGUUUCACAGUGAUGGAUCCAGCUUUCCAAAAAAUUAUUCCAUGAAUGCAGGGGUGGAGCUGCUCGUGAAGUCCGUCAAUAUCCCCGACUCUCAUGACAGUGUGGAAAUAUUCAUGUUUGAUUCAGCUGGUAAAGAAAUAUUCUCAGAAGCAGUCAAGAAAUUUUGGCAGAACCCGUCCAUGGUGAUGGUUGUGUAUGACGUGACCAGCGAGACCUCCUUCUCCAGCUGUGAAAAGUGGUUACAGAGGGUUCGCUCCCAGUUUCCAGAUGUGGAACUACCAGGUGUGCUGAUUGCCAACAAAGUGGACCUUGACCAGAGGCGAGUGGUCAGCCCCAAGGCAGGGAAAGACCUGGCCACAUCCCAUCAGCUGGAGUACUUCGAAUGUUCAUCUAAGGAGAUUCAGAAUGUGGACACGCCCUUCUUCUACCUGGCUGCGGAGUACCACAAACUGUACGAGGAGAGAGUACAGCUGUUCCAGUCCAUAGCAUAAGCACGAAGAGGGGUGGGUGGUUGGAUGGGAUUGGUGGUGUAAAGGGGUGGGCGGU
This is a messenger RNA of Haliotis rufescens (red abalone), 709 nucleotides long. RefSeq names its product intraflagellar transport protein 27 homolog. Bases 91 to 654 code for a protein of 187 amino acids. NCBI's taxonomy places the organism in Eukaryota, Metazoa, Mollusca, Gastropoda, Lepetellida, Haliotidae. Gene Ontology annotation, cellular component: Golgi apparatus. The transcript has 7 exons. The record is from RefSeq and is a predicted model, not a curated record. Gene Ontology annotation, molecular function: GTPase activity; GTP binding.